Messenger RNA from Ixodes scapularis (black-legged tick), 1680 nucleotides. RefSeq names its product protein slit-like. The record is from RefSeq and is a predicted model, not a curated record. Bases 58 to 1680 code for a protein of 540 amino acids. The transcript is spliced from 3 exons. Gene Ontology annotation, molecular function: protein binding. NCBI's taxonomy places the organism in Eukaryota, Metazoa, Arthropoda, Arachnida, Ixodida, Ixodidae.
GUUGCUCCGUCCGCUCCGCAGUGUGCUCACGCCCCGAAGGAUACGCGCUCCCUUGGGAUGAUGCAGACACGCGCCUCGUGCUCCUGCGAUCGUAGGGCUCCUCUGCCCGACAGCUUCGGACUGCGAUUCUUCAGUCUGCUUUUUCUUCUCUUGUGUUCAACGCUACAACGAGCGCUUGGCGAUGACUCAGACUUAGUCCCUGAACUCUGCGAUCUCAGGGACCAGCCGAUGUAUUGCAAGUGCGAGAAUAAACACAUCGGCAAGGACGACGUCGAAAUCACCUGCUUUGUUGUGAGAAAUCUCACAGAAGAUCACGUUGUUUUUAAAGCCUUCCAGAAUCAGCCAUCGAUCGUUUCGAUUGCCUUCAGCACGUUCCGUAGUGACUACCAUCUCCACUUUGUUCCGAGAGAAGCACUGCGUUCCGCGGCGCCUGCCCUGGAGAGCCUCAAGUUCACUCAAGCCAACCUUGGCUCGCUUAAGACUCACUCCUUCUACAACCUGCCUAAACUAAAGACGCUAUCUCUCGAUUCAAACGACAUCACCGACUUGGAAAAGGAGUCCAUUUCCGACUUGCCUCACCUCACAAAACUGGAGAUGGGCGACAACAAGCUCGUCAAGCUCCCUGCUCACGCCCUCUCGCGUCUGUCGGCACUGACGCACCUAUUCCUAGAGCGGAACCAGAUAAAGAGCAUCGAAGACACGGCCUUCGCUGACUUGGGUGCGCUAAAAGAACUGGACCUGAGCGACAACAUGAUCGUACAUCUGACUGAGGGCACAUUCAAGGGCCUCGACCAUCUAGAACGGCUGGACAUGUUCCGGAACAAGCUGCAGAGGUUGGACGCCCGGGUCUUCAGCGGGACGCCGGCGCUCGUGGAACUGGACCUCAAAUACAACAAGGUUUCGGAGGUGGACCCGCUGGCCUUCCAGGGAUUGCCGCGCCUCAAGAAGUUCUACUUCUCUCACAACCGGCUGCGGAUCUUACCGGCGAACAUGUUCUUAGGGGCGCCGAACCUGCUUACCGUGGACCUGUCGCAGAACCAGCUGCUCACGCUUACCUGGAGGACUGUCCAGGACUUGAGGAAGAUUGACGCCGAGUCCUUCGACAUGAGCCUCACUGGCAACAAGUUCAGCUGCGACUGCAGGAUCUCCUGGAUCGCGCAUCUGGCCAAUGCCACCAGGAACGACAACUUCCGGCGCGAGCUGCGGCACAUCAAGUGCGACUUCGCGGCGGCCGACGGUGCGACGGGUACCAGCAGCAAGGUGGCCCGCCUCAGUGCCAAGGAGCUCAACUGCCCCGAAGACCACGAGAAGCCCAAGUUCGAGAACUCGCGCCCCGAUGCCAAGGUCGACAGCACGACAAUGACCACCGUCGCUUCGCCGGACCAAGGCGACAUCCUCGAACACCGGGACGACAAGAACCAGAUCGAAGAGGAGGAGUCUGAAGAGGCGCUGGCCUCGGAGGCGCGGGACGACGCGACCGCAACGACGCAGGCAAUUAAGAACGAGAUUGACAUUGUGCUGAGUCAGCGGAAGGUGAUGCAGAAGCAAGCCGCCCACUCGCGGAAAGACAACGGAAACUCCGGCGCCUCGCUGGUCGGCUGGAGCAUCACGCUGCAGAUUUUCUUCGCCGUGGUGGCGAGCGGGAUGACCACCGCAGGGUUUUUGGUCCGGCAUAGCUGA